Molecule: messenger RNA, 780 nt
Organism: Lactuca saligna
Lineage: Eukaryota; Viridiplantae; Streptophyta; Magnoliopsida; Asterales; Asteraceae
Source: the annotation of a GenBank genome assembly
AUGGCAGCAGGUGAAGUUAAAAUUUUUGGUAAUAUUGAACAGUUGUUGGUUGAUUUAAAGGGGUUAGUUUUGAAGUUUGGGUUUGUAUCCUCUUUGUUGAUGACUCCAGAGCUUCUGUCUAAGAAGUUUAAGUUGUUGGAGUUAACUAUACAAAUGGAACUUGCACCACUUGUGAAGCUCAUAACCUUAAUGCCAACAAAUGCCACGCCUGUUAACACAGGGGUGCAAGGGGGAGACAAUGGUGGUGUUGGCAUUGGAUCGAAAGUUGGUACAAGAGGAAGUGAUUCGGGAGAAACAAAUGAUGAUGUGAAAGUUGUUGGAAAAGUUUUUACUACUCAAAUUCCAACUUCAUUACCAAAAACUUCCACAGUAACAACGUCAUCAACAACAACAAAACCAUUAACCAAAGGGAUUAUGAUUGGACCGGCAGGUGGUGGAUCAAGUUCUUCGAAACCACCUCCUACAACUGAAGAAAUGCAGAAUAAAGGAAAGGGUAAUUUUACUGAGCCUUUGGUUAAAGAAAAGACAACUGCUAUUGAAAAGGAGAUGGAGAAACAGAGACAAAUCCAAAGUAUCCUUUGUCAAAGGGAAAAUGAUCCUAUUGGUCUCAACAAAGGUGAUCCUUCGAAGCAUUAUACUUAUGAGUAUAUUGAAGCCUUGUUUGUGAAAGGGGAGAUCCAUAAUUUUGAAAAACUCCCUAAGAAGAGUUAUGAUACAGAGAACACUAAUUUCAAUAAGUUGGACUUUCCUAUCAAUCAGAUGAUUUUUUUAGAUGAGUAG